Phacochoerus africanus (Common warthog) is the source of this 1627-nucleotide messenger RNA. It is a transcript of the gene ARL6IP4, whose product is annotated as ADP ribosylation factor like GTPase 6 interacting protein 4. Bases 601 to 1431 code for a protein of 276 amino acids. The transcript has 4 exons. Lineage: Eukaryota; Metazoa; Chordata; Mammalia; Artiodactyla; Suidae. The record is from RefSeq and is a predicted model, not a curated record.
CGUUUUUUGGGCUGCCACAGAAACGGAACCUGGGGCUUCAGAACUAAAGGCAACCGCGCCUCGCUUCGCAGUCGGACUGCCUCCCGAGCAGCACCCCCAGACCGGAAGUCACCCAGCAGCCACUUCCUUACUCUAAGGCGCGGUGCAGGGCUGGUGGUCCGGCCAAAUGGACGGUUGAGGCGGGAGCGGAGCAGCUUCGGAGACUUUCUUUAAGGCGGCAAGGCCGCGAAGGGCGCGGGGUGGAGGGUAGGAGUACGCGGAAAGGGAUAAAGAACUCACCUGGCAGCUGAGGAACACUGCCGUUCCUAGGGCUCCUGAACUGGAUCGCGCAGGCGUGGAGCGUCCGGGCGGGGGCGGGCCCUUAAAGAGGCCGCAGCGGAGAAUCCAGGAGCCCGCCGAGAACCUGGGAUACCUGGGGGCGAGGGGCGGGUGCGGGUUGUGCGAUUGCGUAGAUCCCCUCAUAUCCCUGCCCCGGGUGGUGACGGGUAUCGAUCCCUAGAGGACCAGGUUCUGAGUAGAGCCGCUCUUGGAACCCAGUCUGCGGACCGGCCCAGGGACCCCCAGUUUAAGCGCGUCUCCCCGCCUCCAGCCCGCGGCGCUAUGGCUCACGUCGGCUCUCGCAAGCGCUCGAGGAGUCGCAGCCGGUCCCGGGGCAGAGGGUCGGAAAAGAAAAGGAAGAAGAGCAGUAAGGACGCUCCCAGGAGCUGCUCGGCUUCUAGAUCCCAAAGCCGCAAAGCCAGCACUACCUCCUCUGGGGCGGAGGCCUCACCUUCUCCAUGCAUCACAGAGAGAAGCAAACACAAGGCCCGGAGGAGACCACGAUCCAGCUCUUCCUCCUCUUCUUCCAGUUCUUCUAGCUCCUCUUCCUCCUCGUCCUCCUCCUCUUCCUCCAGCGAUGGCCGGAAGAAGCGGGGGAAGCACAAGGACAAGAAGAGGAAGAAGAAGAAGAAAAGGAAGAAGAAGCUGAAGAAGAGAAGCAAGGAGAAGGCCAAGGUGCAGCAAGCUGAGGCUCUGCCUGGACCUUCGCUGGACCAGUGGCACAGAGCAGCCGAGGAGGAAGAGGAUGGCCCAGUCCUGACAGAUGAGCAGAAGUCCCGCAUCCAGGCCAUGAAGCCCAUGACCAAGGAAGAGUGGGAUGCCCGGCAGAGCGUCAUCCGCAAGGUGGUUGACCCUGAGACAGGACGCACCAGGCUCAUUAAGGGAGAUGGUGAGGUCUUAGAGGAGAUCGUAACCAAGGAACGACACCGAGAGAUCAACAAGGUGGGUGUCGUCCCUUUGCCUAGGCCCACCCCCAGCUCCGCUGCUCAUGUGUCCCCUCCUGUGUGCUCUCUUCCCAGCAAGCCACCCGAGGGGAUGGUCUGGCCUUCCAGAUGCGGGCAGGGCUGCUGCCCUGAGGUCCCCCCCGCCAGAGUCUUCGGACAGUGUUGGUAGCAUGGCCUGGAGGCUGGCCUCAGGGAGGGCAGCAGGAGCUCAAUGGGUGCUAUUUGCCUUUCACCUGCAGACCGACCUCUGGCCCAGCCUCCUCUCAGAUGCAGGGGGUGGAGGGCAGAGUCACUGGCCUAGUCAGCUCUCCCAUCUUCCCAAAGAGCGCAACUUCCCAGAUAUUAAACGUUCCCUGGUUGGAGAA